Messenger RNA from Caenorhabditis elegans, 1908 nucleotides. RefSeq names its product Transcription termination factor 3, mitochondrial (gene C50F4.12). NCBI's taxonomy places the organism in Eukaryota, Metazoa, Nematoda, Chromadorea, Rhabditida, Rhabditidae. Gene Ontology annotation, molecular function: nucleic acid binding. The record is from RefSeq and is marked reviewed. The coding region runs from base 4 to 1323 and encodes 439 amino acids. The transcript has 4 exons.
ACAAUGACAGUACCAGCAUCGAUUGUUCGUUUUAUGGGUACUACAGCAAUUAUUGGAUUUCGGCAACAAACGAGAGGCAUGACUAUGAUUACACCAAAGAAGCCUCCAGAUCUUUCCUUCAAACCUGCAACGCAAGUAAAAACUGUUUCGGAGAAGAGUCUUCAAAGUUCUCUCACUGAUGAAGAAAGUCAAACUAAUUUAGAGAUAAUUCAAAAUUUUGAUGACAAAUGUCAAAUUGAGAACACACGAGAAGUAGCAACAAUUUCAUCGGCUAUUAUUGCAGAGGCGCGAAGAUUAAAAUCUGAAACUGGAAAAGCAACAUACCGGAAAAUUGAAUACACAGAAGGAGAGCUUGAUCAUACUGACCUCACUGAACCAGCGUCUCCAUCGAAUCCUCACCCAUUUGAUCCCUCAGAACUUCCUCCAGUUCAUUCGCAUUCCAUUGUUCCAUUUGUAAAUCACUCGCCGCUUCUUCGAUUUUUAGUUGAUAUUGGUGUAGACCUUGCUGAAAUUGAAAACACGACAACUGUUGGAAAGCAUCUACUACGGUUGCAAAUAGAAGACGUUCGACAGAAAAUUGAAUUGAUGCAAAACGAAAUAGGGUUUGAAAAUGAAGCGAUUGGUCCAUAUUUAACAAGAAAUCCGUUCUUUUUAAUUCAAGAUGUGAAUGAUAUGCAAACAAGGCUCAAUUAUUUAGAGCUUAAGAAAUUCACAAAGUCUGAAAGACUAAAGAUCGUUGAUGAAUAUAGAUAUUGGUUGAAUUGCAAUGUUCAGUUGAUUGAUUCACGAUUGGGAUGGUUACAGCAACAGUUCAAGUUAUCAGCAAAAGCGACUAGAGAAAUUAUCGUCAAGGAACCUCGAAUUAUAAUGUUUGGAACUGGACCAAUUGAACGACUUGUUAAGAUGUUUAACAAAGAACUCAACUUCACUACAAAUCAACUAAAAAUGUUAGUCAUGGAGGAUCCAAGAAUUUUUAUGAUGGAUUCUAAAUUGGUAUCGAAGACCUACAAAUACGUUCGCGACGUCAUGAAAAUCAACAAUGAAACUAUUCUGGAGCAUCCAUUCAUUCUUCGAUGCUCAUUAAGCGUCAUAAAGUCAAGACAUGACUUCCUUAAACGCCUCGGACGAGCAAAUUAUCAGUUGGCCGAAAAAAAAGAAUCGAAAAUUGAUAUUUCUGAAGUUACCGAUCCAGAAGGAUCUUCAAAAGAAAGCUGUGAUCUUGUUAGCCUUGAACAUUUUUUACAUCCUUCUGAUGCUGGUUUUGCGAUGCUUGCGGCUAAAACAUAUCCAGUAGCAUUUGAUAAAUUCCUGAGAAAUUCAUAGUUUAGUUAUCCUGUUUUUGUUGUUGUUUUUUUUCUGUUAUUUAGAGCCCUCCCAUGGAACUUCAUAUUAGCGGGUUGUUGAUUUAAUUUCAUUACUUUCAUAUUUACACAUUUAUAUUAUUUAAAAUACACAUUAGGAUUUCAAGCAGGGGUGUGCGGCAAAUUUGCCGAAUUUGCCGUUUGCCGAGCUCGGCAAAUUUCAAAAAAGUAGAUUUGUCGAAUUUGCCGAGCUCGGCAAAUUUCGAAAUUUGCCGCACACGUCAAAAAUUUUACAGUACAAUUUUGAUUGAUUUUUCGCCAAAAAUUUAGUAAAAUGACACAAAAUUGAGUUAGUUUUAUGCUUAAGCAGACAUACUACACGGGACUAAUUCAGAAACCAGAUGUGUGUUAAGAAUUCGGUAGUUUUGGUGUUCCAAAAAACAUCAAAAAUUAUCAAAAUUUUCCGAGUUUGUUAAGCACGGCAAAUUUGCCGAAUUUGCCGUGCUUGGCAAAUAUUGAAAAAAGAGAUUGCCGAAUUUGCCGAGCUCGGCAAUUUUUGAGAUUUGCCGCACACCCCUGAUUUCAAGCAUAUAUAGUUCAAAAUAAA